GGCUGCAGCUGGGGCCGCCGUCGCUGCCGGUGCUGCUCCGCGGCCGGAGCCCACCAUGGAGCCGGUGACCAAGUGGAGCCCGAAGCAAGUGGUGGACUGGACCAAGGGCCUGGAUGAUUGCCUGCAGCAGUAUGUCCAUAAAUUUGAACGGGAGAAGAUAAAUGGUGAGCAGCUGUUACAGAUUUCCCACCAGGAUCUUGAAGACUUGGGUAUCACGCGAAUUGGACACCAAGAACUUGUUCUAGAGGCUGUGGAUCUCCUGUGUGCGCUGAACUAUGGCCUUGAAACAGACAACAUGAAGAACUUGGUUCUCAAACUGCGAGCAUCAUCCAAUAAUCUGCAGAAUUACAUCAGCAGCCGAAGAAAAAGUUCAAAUUAUGAUGGGAAUACCUCGCGCAAGCCCCCCAAUGAAUUCCUUACUUCAGUGGUAGAGCUUAUUGGUGCUGCUAAAGCCUUGCUUGCAUGGCUGGACAGGGCCCCAUUCACAGGUAUAGCUGACUUUUCCUCAAUGAAGAACAGAAUCAUUCAACUUUGCUUGGAUCUCACUACUACUGUUCAGAAGGAUUGCACUGUGGCUGAUAUGGAAGAUAAAGUUCAAACUGUAUCGAAGACUUUAAAUGGAAUCUGUGAUAAAGCCAUCCGAUCAACUACAGACCCGUUGAUGAGCCAGUGUGCUUGCCUGGAAGAGGUUCAUUUAACUAACAUUAAACCUGGGGAAGGCCUGGGAAUGUACAUCAAAUCAACUUAUGAUGGAUUGCAUGUAAUUACUGGAACUACAGAAAACUCCCCUGCUGAUCGAUCUCAGAAGAUUCAUGCUGGUGAUGAAGUGAUCCAGGUUAAUCGGCAAACUGUGGUGGGAUGGCAACUAAAAAAUCUGGUGGGAAAGUUGCGGGAGAAUCCUGCUGGAGUUAGUCUCCUGCUUAAGAAACGGCCCAGCGGCUCUUUCAAUUUCACUCCUGCUCCGCUGAAGAACCUGCGCUGGAAACCACCCCUGGUGCAGACCAGUCCUCCACCCACUUCAACCCAGUCACCAGAAAGUACCAUGGAUACCUCACUGAAAAAAGAGAAGCCAGCCAUUUUGGAUCUUUAUAUACCACCUCCCCCGGCUGUUCCGUAUUCUCCUCGAGAUGAAAAGGGGAGUUUUGUUUAUGGAGGAGGUAAUAAACCCAGUCAGCCACUACUUGGAUCCAAGGGUGCCGAAUCUCCAAAUUCUUUUCUGGAUCAGGAAAGUCGAAGGCGAAGAUUUACUAUUGCUGAUUCCGAUCAGUUGCCUGGGUAUCCUGUAGAAGCAAAUAUUCUGCCAACCAAGAUGAGGGAAAAAACACAGUCUUAUGGAAAACCUCGUCCUCUAUCAAUGCCUGCUGAUGGGAGCUGGAUAGGAGCUGCAGAACCCUUCUUAAGGCCCCGAGUACCAGGGAGAAAAGGUGAAGAUGUCCUCUGCAGGUACUUCAGUAAUGAAAGAAUACCCCCAAUCAUUGAGGAAAGCCCCUCAUCACAACAUCCCUUUUCAAGGCCAAUGUCUGAAAAGCAGUUAGUGAGAGGAACAGAUUAUAUUCGAGGCAGCAGAUGUUUUAUGAAUACAGACCUCCACAACAGUGCAACAAUUCCUUUUCAAGAGGAAGGUGCUAAAAAAACCUCUGUUACAUCAUCCGCAAAAUCUUCCUCUGCAGAGCCCUCGCUGCUGGUCAGUUGGAUCACGAGACUUAAAUUGUUGACUCAUUGACUAUUGUUCACAGGACUGUUACCAAGUGCCUUUGUUCAUCAGUCACUUAUCUGCUUCUCAGCUUAACCAAUGCCUAAUGACUAAUGUGGUAUUCUAUUCCCGGAGAAUUUUACAUCUUUCCCUUUUCUUUGUGAUUGUUUCAAUGGAUCAGAAAGGGUUUUAUAGUGCUAGGAGAGAAGAAAAGAUAAAGUUCCUCUUCCUGCCCAAAAGUGGAAGGCAUUCAUUCCCUUGGAAAUGAGUAAAAUCCCAGUGAUGCAGAGGCCACGUCUAACCUGAAAUCUGCCUAAUUAUUCAUAAGAAAUCAUUGCAUUGCAGUUACGUCCAGUGGCACUUCAUUUGUCUGUAUGCUCAGAAGCUGUACAAUUGGCUGGGUGUCAGAAUACGUAGAGCACAGCAACAGUUGUGUCCCUCACUCUCUCCUGACCAGGAAAGGCAAGGAGGGAAGCGCUGGCUUGGUACAGCAAGUACUGCAUGAGAUUCAGCAAUGUAAGAAAGAAGUGGUAGUAUUGCUUUUCUUUCUCUGAUAUCCAGAAAAGUCUUAGAAAGCUUAAUCCAACUUGAUUUAUAAUCUUUCAUUGAAAUCACAGUACAAAUAAAGUGCACUGAGCAGCACUGCAGUGGUCAUCCAUAAAGAUACGUGGAUUGCUACAACAGGCCGAGGAAAUGCAUCUGUAGAGGUGGUAAAAGAAUAUAUUUUUUUCCUUAAUUGUUUUAAGAAUGAUUUGCUGUUAACCAAAGUAAUGUUUUAAAGACAGUCCUGUUGGACUUGUGAGAACUUUUACAGUGGUUCAGUUUUUGAAUGAUGUGUUGUUUUUGCAAAAAAUAUGUGCUCUGAUACAUUACAAUUUUAAGACAUCUUGCUAUUUUCUAUAUAGCUGAAGUUUUUACCCCUCCAGAAUUUUAAAGUAGCAUUGGGUAUUUUGGGAGGAAAAUAAAACUUGUUUAAAAAAAACAAUAAAAAUAAGGAUAUUAAAGAGCUAUUUUUCAAAAAUGUACAUAAGGUUGUUAGUAUGCAAACAGUUGUGUUUAAAAUAAUUUAAAUGUUAAAUAUAGUUGUAUAUAUUUUUUACUCUCACACAGAUACAGUUUGUGCCUUCCUGUCUGCAGUACUGGGCAAAAAUCAGUCAAAAGAAAAAGCAAGUCUGUUGUAUUCUCCACCAAUUUCAAGACUAAGUAUUUUCAUAGAUGAUGCAUUGUUAUCAGCCUUUACUCCUUUGAUCUUUUUGAGGAAAAUAAGAAAAAUGAGCAUUUAAUAAAUGGUGGGGAGAGGGGGAAGUUUGGACAGUGGCACUGUGACUAGGGCAGGAGUCCGAUGUGAUAGCAGUAGUAUUAAAAACAUAUCGUCGUUUUGGUUGUGGAGAUGUGAUGUUACUAUGCUGCAGCAAGUUUAUAUAAUUGUGUUGCAGCCCUGCAGAGAUGGAGUAUAAAGCUGGGUUCACUGUUCAUCGCAUUUGAUUGUAACUCACUGGUGAUGUAAGUGGCAGCUGGUUUUGACCUCUUUGAUCAAAGCGCGCUAAUACAGCUGUCUUGUGCAACCUCUGUCCACCCACAAAGGUAGCACUUUGUAGCAGAGACAUGCCAAAGACAACUGCAGUGCAGCUGAGUACUAGAUCGGUUUGGUCCUGCCUCUGAGGACGGGGCUGGAACUGCCAUGCUCUAAGCACAGAGUGCUGUGUUAUAGUAUAGCCCAGCCCCAAACUAGCUGAAUAGCUUUAAAAAGGUGGUGCUAAUCCAGUUCAGUAACUAUGAUUUAAAGUUUGAAAUGUUAUCUAAACAAAAGUGUUAAAAUGAAUAUUUAGCUCAUCUUUAAUAUCUUGUUUUCUGUGAUUUAAAGAUGAAUGGGAAAGGAUACAUCUGGGUGUAUGCAUUCAUGCAUGUAUAUUAACGUGGAAGAAACCGUAGAUGUACUCUUUUUAUUCCUUUAGAUUGCAUCAAGGUACAUUUUCAAGACGCUGAAAAUUCAGGGUCGAUUCCUCUGUUUGGUCAGAUUCUCUUGAAGCUUGUUCUAAUAAUAAUAGACGCUUGCCUUAAUUUAACAGAUAACUUGAAAUCACAGCAGCUAUGAGAAAAGAGCAAUUGUGGAUUUUUAAACACUUGCCACAAAAGCCAUGUCUUUAUCUACUGUCAGUUUAGCGUGUGCUCUAGUAAGCUACCUUGAACUCUUCAUAUUUCUGUCUCCAAGUAUUGCUUGCUGCUCACUGUAGGCUACAGACCUUUUUAUGUAACGUAUGGUAUGUAGGAGUCUUUCUCUGGGAAGCUGACAUUCUACUGGCCAGAGAAAGAGAUUUUUUUUUUUUUCUUCUUGGAAAAUUUCCAUCUGAUAAUCCAAUAUCUGUUCUCAGUAAUGAUAGGCUGUUUUGUGUUGCAGUGUGAAUUACGGAUAGCGAGAUUUGUCCUGCUCUCCUUUGCUUGCUCCCUCUCAUUUGCUCCCUCUGUUUUUUGAAACAUGAGAUAGGUGCAGCUGAAAGACUUAGGGAACAGAAUCUCCUCUGACAUAUACAAACUAGAGCUCUUUGCUUCCUCUGCUGGUGAUAUUGUUUACCAAAAAAAGAAAAAAAAGCAAAUGUAUCAAGCAGACUCAAAAGAACAAUAACAGAUAGCUGUAACUUUAAACACUUAGUAAGGUAAAAUAAACAGUAGACCCCUUUUCCAUUGCCUGUAUAGCUCUCUGACCUAUGUAAGUUGACCUUCCAAAUGUCUGCCUCUUUAAAGAACUGAUCUGACCUUGUUACCAGAAAUAGCUGCUAAGAUGCUGGCUGGAAGAGUCUCCUCUAACAUAAAUUUGUAUCAGCUAUUGUUGGGCUUUAUGGUUAUGCACUUACCACUCAUUCUGAACAUCUGGAUUCAAAGUGAAAAUGAGUUUGACUCAUUUUGCCCUUCUCAUGAGAGGGAGUAAACAAAAGGGCGAAAAUCUACAGAAGACAAAAGCUUGUAAAUUGGGGCAAGCUCAAGGAGAAGUAGCAAUACCCCCUCUAUUGUAUGGAGAGAGGAGGAAGUUUGAAGAACUUGGUAAAAUCUGUAACUCCUCAGCCAUCUGCAGCCCCUGCACUAAGGAGAGUACUACUGCUUCUUAGCCUUUCUCCAGUCAGGACUAUUCAUAAGUGGUAGGGUCAACCCUGUGCCCUUUACUGGUCACAGUCCUUUACCCUGCUCUUUGAAGGAAAGGUGAAGUAAACAGCAUUUAACUCAAGGAGCCCGACUGUUCCCUUCAGGAACUUUCUGAUUGCUGCUCUGCCAAUGCAGAUGUCAUACCAAAGCUGCUCCCUUGAAGCCUCUUGCUAUGUAGAGUAGUUGAUGUGGCUCUGAGAGGUGACUGCAGAGCCAGAGCGUUUCCAGGGUGUAUUCCCAAAUAAUGUGCAAGCGAUUUCCUUAUGAAAGAAGGAAGCAUGUACCCUUGUUUCUUUUUCUCUAUUACAAAACAAUCAUAAUGCUAGAAAGGUCUUUUGAAAAGAACUGUAGAGGUAGGCGGUGGAUCAGGCUGAUUUGGAGACAGGCUCAGUGUUGCCGCUAGAUGACAAUGCAGUUGUUGAAUAAGUUUUUCCAGAUAUGUAUGUCAGUUAAAUCAAGUCCUAUAUUAAGAGCAACAUUGAAGCCCCUCACUUCAAGAACACCAAGUGAGAGGGAAAAUAAAAGUACCAGUGCAGGAAGAGAAAUAAAUGGAAGAUGCAAAGAGCUGGUAGAAAGCACAUCUUUAAUAGUAGGUGUUACGUACGCUGUUCUAAGAAAAGUAUUCUUCUUCAAAUGGCUUGCUUUCCUACAUGACCUCCUUUCCCUAGCAAAGAAUAAAGAUUAAGAACCCAUCCCUCUCUUUCUCUGUGCACAACAUUUAGUAUUAGCUGGCUAGUGUUUAGCAAAUAGCAACGUGGCACAGAUCGCGUACCAGUACUGGUUUGGAAAAGUGCUGCGCUUGGUCUGGAAGAAUGGUUUAAAAUGCAGGAAAGACCAGUAGCAGUGAACAUCACAUUAUUGCUGAGUGUGGGUUAUUUUUCUUUUCUUUAUGAUAACUGCUUCUGCUAGAAAUUCUAAUGUAUGGAGAAGCAUUAAAAAUUCAACUUUUACAGAUCCUUGGUUUUACUUUCUCAUUUGGAGAGGAUGAAAUCUGUUCUGUGUGGAAUGAUUUCUCCUGCAUAUCUGCUUUGCUCACCCCUUUUCUGCCAUCAUAAUUUUAAAAAAGUGAGAGUAAACUUCAGAAAAGUCAGAAUUCCUAAAGAUCACUAUGCAUGUUUUUUGUCCAAGGGCCUAAACUAAACUUGGAAGGUGUAUGAACACUUAGAAUUCUAUGCUGUGUAUAGUGUUUAAAGAGUGAGUAAGGAUGGUCUGUAAUUUAGGAAAAUAAAACAGAGCUAGAAAGAAA
Messenger RNA from Rhea pennata, 6077 nucleotides. RefSeq names its product CNKSR family member 3 (gene CNKSR3). The transcript has 13 exons. The coding region runs from base 56 to 1723 and encodes 555 amino acids. Gene Ontology annotation, cellular component: cytoplasm; membrane. Lineage: Eukaryota; Metazoa; Chordata; Aves; Rheiformes; Rheidae. The record is from RefSeq and is a predicted model, not a curated record. Gene Ontology annotation, molecular function: protein binding. Gene Ontology annotation, biological process: regulation of signal transduction.